AUGGCGGAGCUGCGCCUGGAGGAGGGGAAGAGCUGUUGCAGGCUUUCAAAAGAUAUUGAGUACCUCAUCAGUAAGGAGAGCCAGGUGAAAGCUCACAUCACACAGCUGGAUCUGCUGCUGAAAGAAACAGAGUGCAACAGUGAACGAGCUAAAGAAGAAGCAUCUCAGAGCUUUGAGAAAUUAUCUCAUGUCCUAGAAGAGAAGAAGUCCGCAGCUCUUAGGGCAAUUGAAACUUCUAAGAAUUUAAGGCUGGAAAAAUUGCAAACGCAAGCAGAGGAAUAUCAAGGGCUCCUGGAAAAUAAUGGCCUUGUAGGAUAUGCUCAAGAGGUGCUUAAAGAAGCUGAUCCAUCUUGUUUUGUUCAAACAGCAAAACAGCUUCAUGUCAGAAUCCAAAAAGCUACUGAAUCUCUGAAGAGCUUCAGGCCAGCAGCUGAAACUACUUUUGAAGACUUUGUGGUGGACAUAGCUAAGCCAGAAGAGAUCCUUGGUGACUUGUCCUUCCAUUCCAAUGGUCUAGAAAUACCAGAAAUCAAUGAAGAGCAGAGCAGAAUGUACAACAAAGCUCUGAUCAGCUGGGAAUGCCCUGGGAAGACAGACUCAGCUGAUAUCUAUGUUCUUGAGUAUCAUAAGCUUAAUAGAGAAGAGGAGAGUGCGACGUGGCAGGAGAUCAAAGUUUGCAGCAAGAGCAAAGUAAUAUCUGAUCUUGAUGAUGACAGCUCCUAUGCCUUUAGAGUUCGAGGAUAUAAAGGGUCCAUCUGUAGCCCUUGGAGCCGAGAAGUUAUUUUGCGUACGCCUCCAGCUCCAGUUUUCAGUUUUCUUUUUGAUGACAAAUGUGGGUACAACAGUGAACAUCUCCUGCUGAACCCAGGAAGAACCUCUGUGGAAAGCAGGGCUGGAUUUCCUCUACUGCUGGGAUCUGAGCGCAUGCAGAUCGGAUGCUACACAACCCUGGAUUACAUCAUUGGCGACACUGGGAUUGCCAAAGGGAAGCACGUCUGGGCUUUUCGUGUGGAAGCCUAUUCAUACCUGGUGAAAGUGGGAGUUGUUUCUAGCAACAAGAUACAGAAAUUGUUCCAUAAUACCCAUGAUGUGACCAGCCCAAGAUACGAGCAAGACAGUGGUCAUGACAGUGGGAGUGAAGAUGCCUUCUUUGAGUCAUCACAGCCUUUCACACUGGUCACUUUAGGCAUGAAGAAGUUCUUUAUCCCCACAACACCUGCUGCCCCCAAGGAUCCAGCGAGCAGAAUCCUUCCCCUGCCAUCGUGCUUGGGCAUCUGCCUCGACUGUGACAAAGGCAAGGUGGGGUUCUACGACGCAGGCCGUAUGAAAUGCCUUUAUGAGUGCGAGGUGGACUGCUCUGGCAUAAUGUACCCAGCGUUUGCCUUAAUGGGUGGCGCAGCAGUUCAUCUUGAGGAAGCUGUCACAGCAAAGUACGGGGAGUACCACGACGACAUCUAG
Gavia stellata (red-throated loon) is the source of this 1458-nucleotide messenger RNA. Its product is annotated as E3 ubiquitin-protein ligase TRIM36-like. The record is from RefSeq and is a predicted model, not a curated record. Gene Ontology annotation, molecular function: protein binding. Lineage: Eukaryota; Metazoa; Chordata; Aves; Gaviiformes; Gaviidae. The coding region runs from base 1 to 1458 and encodes 485 amino acids. The transcript is spliced from 7 exons.